Molecule: messenger RNA, 306 nt
Organism: Trichosporon asahii var. asahii CBS 2479
Lineage: Eukaryota; Fungi; Basidiomycota; Tremellomycetes; Trichosporonales; Trichosporonaceae
Exons: 1
Coding region: 1-306 (101 amino acids)
Source: RefSeq, a predicted model, not a curated record
AUGGAUCCCGCCGAGGCGAAGAAGAAGGCGCUCUCCGGCGGUCUCGUCGGUAUGGGAUGCGAGGCGCACGAGGCCAAGCAGGCCGAGCGCUCCAAGCGCAAGAAGGAGAAGCAGGAGAGGUACCAGGAGAGACAGAGGCAGAAGCGCCAGCGCCGCCGCAGCCGCUCGCGUGAGAGGGAGAGGGAGAGGCGGCGCAGCGAUGCUGCCGAGGAGGCGGCCAUGAACGCCGCUCCCGCCGAGCUCACCCCCGCCGAGCCCGUCGCCAACGGCACGGCCAACGGUACCACCAACGGCACCACCGUGUAG